This is a messenger RNA of Aureobasidium vineae, 516 nucleotides long. NCBI's taxonomy places the organism in Eukaryota, Fungi, Ascomycota, Dothideomycetes, Dothideales, Saccotheciaceae. The record is from the annotation of a GenBank genome assembly.
CAGAUCAAGCAAACGCCCGCGUCAGAGUUAAACCUGCUUUCUCUUGUGCAUCGUGAAGACCUCGUCCUCUCACUACCUGUUCUACUCCUAGCAACCUUCGUUUUCGAGCUGAACACUUUCUCAAGAAACACCAAGACUCAAUUCGCCAUGUCCCGCAGAGUAAACGCGUCGACCGACGCUGCAAAGGAGGUCACCGCCACCAUGGACAAGCAGAAGCGACUGCUGGAGGAGUCUGACCCCGGUCACUUCUCCAUGGUCCGCGCAAUGCAUCUUGCCGACCUGAUCACUCUCCUGAAUGGCUUCUGCGGUAUCAACUCUGUCAUGUCCUCCCUCCGCUACUGCAUGGGCAACCCCAAUGAUCUCGGCAACCUCUGGGCUGCUCUGGCCUUCAUGCCCUUCGGUCUCUUCUUCGAUUUUAUGGAUGGCAAGGUCGCUCGCUGGAGAAAGAAGAGCUCUCUGAUGGGUCAGGAGCUCGAUUCGCUUGCUGAUUUGGUACAACUUCCAUUCUCUCACGGC